CCGUGCUUGUGCAACAUUCUCCUGCUACGUCACGCUGUGAUAGAAGUGUUAUAAUUCCUCCAGCUGGAGUUUCCUCAAAGUGAAAGAAGAAUCGGUUUAGGAAAACUGCCGAGGAACACAAGACCGAGCAGGAUUUAAAUAUCAAAGGAUAAAAAGGUUAAGAGUAUCACAUAUGGACGCAGUGAUCCGUCGGUGCCCUUUCCUCACUGGUGUGCCCAGUGUCUUCCUGCAGCUGGCUGGGAAAUCAUCGCUGGCGAGCUAUGCCCAAAAAUGCCCCGUGAUGAUGGACCUGGCCUCCAGACCUCUGGCCAGAGCUCUGUCCUCUUCAGCUUCUGUGUUCAAAGGCCCUCCAACAAAUGAUGAUCAAAAGCCUGAAGUCAAGUUGCCCCCAGGUCACGUCACGCCCACUACUGGCCAAGCGGUAGGCUCCAGAUGUCCCUUCCUGGCUGCAGAGAUGGGGCAGAAAAACAACAGGGUGGUGAGAGAGGCCAGCAUGGAGCUGCAAGAGGACGUCCAGGAGAUGCUCUCUGCACGCACAGGGAAAAAAGAUGUUUCGCUUAUUGAGGCAGAAGAGGCCAACACAGGGACACCAAAAAACCUUCUUAAACCUUCCAAAGUGUCUCACCUGCUGAAGGACAAUCUGCCCAAGGUCGUCACCUUUCAGUAUGACAAGUAUUUUGAAAAGAAGAUUGAAGGCAAGAAGACAGAUCACACAUACAGGGUUUUUAAGACGGUGAACCGGCGUGCCUCAACGUUCCCCAUGGCGGACGACUACUCAGAGUCUCUUCACGCAAAGAGAGACGUGUCCGUGUGGUGCAGCAACGACUACCUCGGCAUGAGCCGUCACCCGAGAGUCACCCAGACAAUCAUGGAGACAUUACGAAAGCACGGUGCCGGUGCUGGAGGCACACGAAACAUUUCAGGGACAAGCAAAUUCCACGUGGAGCUGGAACACGAGCUGGCUGACCUGCACGAUAAGGACGCUGCACUCCUGUUCACCUCCUGCUUUGUAGCCAAUGACUCCACUUUGUUCACUCUGGCAAAAAUACUACCAGGUUGUGAAAUCUACUCUGACGCCGGCAAUCACGCAUCAAUGAUCCAGGGAAUAAGAAACAGCGGGGUCAAGAAGUUUAUCUUCCGUCACAAUGACGUCAGCCACCUGCGAGAGCUGCUUGAGAAGUCUGACCCCUUCACUCCAAAGAUUGUUGCCUUUGAGACGGUGCAUUCAAUGGAUGGGGCCGUGUGCCCACUAGAGGAGAUGUGUGAUAUUGCCCACCGGUUUGGUGCCAUCACUUUCGUGGAUGAAGUUCAUGCUGUAGGCCUGUACGGGCCCAGAGGAGGAGGGAUCGGGGACAGAGACAGAGUCAUGCACAAGAUGGACAUCAUCUCUGGUACCCUUGGCAAGGCCUUUGGCUGCGUGGGCGGCUACAUCACCAGCACCGACGCCCUGGUGGACACGGUGCGCUCCUACGCCGCAGGCUUCAUCUUCACCACCUCCCUGCCCCCCAUGCUGCUGGCGGGGGCGAGGGAAUCCAUCAAGGUGCUGAAAAGUGAGGAAGGCCAGGGACUCAGGAGGAAACAUCAGAGGAAUGUCAAGCUGCUCCGACAGCUGCUGAUGGACUCGGGCCUUCCCGUGGUCCACUGCCCGAGCCAUAUCAUUCCUGUCCAGGUGGCGGAUGCAGAGAAGAACACAGAGAUCUGUGACAUCAUGAUGUCUCGUUACAACAUCUACGUGCAGGCAAUCAACUACCCCACUGUGGCUAAAGGAGAGGAGCUGCUGCGCAUCGCACCCACGCCGCACCACACUCCCCAGAUGAUGUUCUACUUUGUUGACCGGCUGGUGAAGACGUGGAAGGAGGUGGGUAUGGAGCUGAGGCCGCACUCCUCAGCAGAGUGUGACUUCUGCCAGCAGCCUCUUCACUUCGAGCUGAUGAGCGAGAGGGAGAAGUCCUACUUCACAGGCCUCAGUCACAUGAUAUCAGCAGUAGCCUGAUGUCAUGUAAAAUACUAAAGCCCAGCAAGCCCCACCUCCUAGUACUCAAGCUAUUUAUUGUAUUUACAUUAAAUAUAUCACUGCGUGUUGUGUCACCAACACAAAUGUACGCUUAAAUUAGAUUAUUUAUCAUUUUAUUAUUUAUUUAUUGCCUUGUCUGGGAGUAUUAGUUGACUGAACCAUAGAACUUCUAGCUGGUAUGCACAUUAAAACACCAGGAUCCGGGAGCCAUUUGAUAAUCUAUUCAGUGAGGAUAAUGGAUGAAGAUAAUAUUGAUUUUUCUGAAAUCAAUAUAUUGCCAUGCUUACCACAAUUAGAAAUAACAAACAAGAGGUACAUAAUUUAUCCAAUAUUAUUAAUGCAUCAACAUCUUAAGGAUGAAAUACUUUCACAUUCUCAAUCCGCAUCCUAAUUAUAAUAAACAUAAGUUAAUCACUUCACAAAAUAUACAACCACUUUCUUCUAAAAUGAACACAUUGCCUUACUUACUGGGUUUGACUUUUCCUCACAUGUAAGUGGCUUAUAUCACACUGGUCUCAGAGAAUUAACUAGAGGCUUGAGAUUUUGAACACUGGGGAUCGAAACCCUGGACCUUCUUGCUGUGAAGCAACAGCACUAACUGCGCCGCUGUGCCACCCACUGUAUAUCUGUGCUUGUCCCAUGCAUAAUUCACAUCAUGUAAAUGAAUCCCUCGAUUAAAAAACAAAUGCAUGACA
This is a messenger RNA of Sebastes umbrosus (honeycomb rockfish), 2709 nucleotides long. Its product is annotated as 5-aminolevulinate synthase, nonspecific, mitochondrial-like. Gene Ontology annotation, cellular component: mitochondrion; mitochondrial matrix. Gene Ontology annotation, molecular function: 5-aminolevulinate synthase activity; pyridoxal phosphate binding. The record is from RefSeq and is a predicted model, not a curated record. Gene Ontology annotation, biological process: hemoglobin biosynthetic process; erythrocyte development; heme biosynthetic process. Lineage: Eukaryota; Metazoa; Chordata; Actinopteri; Perciformes; Sebastidae. The transcript has 11 exons. Bases 173 to 1993 code for a protein of 606 amino acids.